This is a messenger RNA of Hippoglossus stenolepis (Pacific halibut), 2908 nucleotides long. RefSeq names its product quiescin Q6 sulfhydryl oxidase 2 (gene qsox2). Gene Ontology annotation, cellular component: Golgi membrane. Gene Ontology annotation, biological process: protein folding. The transcript is spliced from 12 exons. Gene Ontology annotation, molecular function: protein disulfide isomerase activity; flavin-dependent sulfhydryl oxidase activity. The record is from RefSeq and is a predicted model, not a curated record. The coding region runs from base 1 to 1998 and encodes 665 amino acids. Lineage: Eukaryota; Metazoa; Chordata; Actinopteri; Pleuronectiformes; Pleuronectidae.
AUGUCCCGGGCCUGGUUGAAAGCGGCGGCGCUGCUCUGGCUCGUCCCCGGGUGCCUGGGAGCCGCGGCCCGGCUGUACACGGAGGAGGACCCGCUGGUGAUCCUGGGCAGCAGCAGCCUGAAGCCCGCCGUCACCAACUCGUCCUCGGCCUGGCUGCUCCAGUUCUACUCGUCGUGGUGCGGACACUGUGUCCAGUUCUCCGGCUCCUGGAAGAGUCUGGCUCUGGACGUCAAAGACUGGCAGCGGGCCAUCAGUGUGGCCGUACUCGAUUGUGCUCAGGAGGAAAACUUUGACGUCUGUAAAGAGUACGGCAUCAAGUUCUACCCAACAUUCAAGUAUUUUCGAGCUCACGCUGCAGCGACUGACAGAGGGACAACCUACAGAGGUGCAGACAGACAGAUCCAGUCAGUGAGACAGUUGAUGGUGGACAUCCUGCAGAACCACACCAGACUGGACUGGCCUGAUCACUGUCCACCGCUAGAACCAUACAGCUCUGUGGAGCUGCUGCCUCUUUUAGGUCAAAGGUCAGAUCACUACACGGCCGUCAUCACAGAGGAACCAGGAUCGUACGUUGGACGAGAGGUGAUCCUGGACCUGCUGCAGUUCUCAGGUGUGGAGGUCAAGAGAGCUCUCAGCACGGAUCUCCCCCUGCUGGACGCUCUGAAGAUCACAACCUUUCCCUCCAUCUACCUGCUGCAGCCCAACGGGACACACACACACCUGCACGUUGAGAAGCGUCUGCGUUUCUUCUUCUCCUCUCUGCUGAAGACGUUACCUGGAGUCCAGCGCAGGUUGAAGUCAGACGGCAGCCCUUCCAGUGUUGGCCAGAUGGGGGCGCUGGCAGACAGACAGAGCACAGAGCCGUGGAGAGACUUCAGCAGGUCGACGGUGUACUCAGCUGAUCUGGAGUCAGCUCUACACUACCUGCUGAGAGUCGAACUGGCUACCCAUAAUUCUCUAGAGGGGGAGGAGCUGAAGGUUUUCAAGGACUUUGUCACUUUGGUUUCUAAGUUGUAUCCUGGUCGGGGUUCGGUGGUGAAGCUGAUGGAGACUCUCUCUGAUUGGCUGCUCAGUUUACCGCUGCAGCGAAUCCCCUACCAGGCCGUCCUUGACUUGGUGGACAACAAGAUGAGGAUCUCAGGUGUGUUCUUGGGGGCGGAGCUUCGAUGGGUUGGUUGUCAGGGCAGCAGGGCGGGGCUACGAGGUUACCCGUGUUCCCUGUGGACUCUGUUUCAUGUUCUGACCGUCCAACACGAUGCCACGCCCACUGCUCUGGAGAACACAGGUCUGGAGAGCGAGGCGGCACCGGUGCUGCAGGUGAUGCGUCGGUACAUCAGGACGUUCUUUGGCUGUGAGCAGUGCGGCCGACACUUUGAGCAGGCGGCGUCCGUCAGUCUGGACGCAGUGACGAGCAGAGCGCAGCAGAUCCUGUGGCUGUGGAACCAACACAACAUGGUCAACGACAGACUGGCAGGCUCUCUGAGUGACGACCCCCUCUUCCCUAAAGCUCCUUGGCCGAGCCCCGCCCUCUGUGCUUCCUGUCACGAGGAGAAAAACGGCGUCCAUGUCUGGAACCAGGACAACGUCCUCCGCUUCCUUCGACGUCACUACGGCGCCUCCAACCUGUCCCCCAAAUAUACCCUCACCCUCCCACGACCCCCUGCUCCUCCCGCAAACCCCGAUCCUGAUCCGGUUUGGACCGCUCAGCCACAGGAUGAGCGCCGAGACGGAGACAGGAAAGAGGCGGAGUCUGGACCCGCACACUGGGCCCAGAGGGGGGAGGCAGGUGAGGACAGGAGCGAGGAGCCAGGCCACAGGAAGGGGGGAGGCGGGAGAGGAGGGGGGAUGUGGAUCCUGGGUCUGGGCUUCAACAGUGUCGACAUGAGUCUGUGUGUCGUCCUCUACGUUUGCUCCUGCCUCUUCCUCAUGCUGCUCUUCUUCUUCUUCAAAGUUCGCUCCAGGAGGUGGAAGCUUCGACACUCCCGCCUCCACGUUUGACCUGAACCAGAUCCAUCCAGACCUGACCGGGUUUGGUUUAGACAGAACCACACAGGUUUAAUACAGGUUCAGUUCAAGGCUGGAAGUUCAGAGCGUCUCUGAAAACGAGCUUCUGCUCUGAACAUGAAGUCGACAUUAAAGGGUCAGACUGAACCGGACCUGGACCCUGGACCCUCUGGCUGUUCGAUGUUAGAGGAUCAGAUGUGGAACUGGGUCUGGACUUGUUGCACUUAAGGACUCAAUUUUAAAUCUGGUCUUGACUCUUAAGAUCUGGAUUCGGACCAGAUCUGAGACCUGGUGUAUUUUACCUGGACCCAGAACUCAAGGACUCAAUGAGAGAACGGACUGGUUCUAAGUUCACUUAAUGCCAAACUCGCCUGUUCUGAGGCUCCGCCCCCUGGUGUAUGUGUCACUGUCGUGUCACUUGAAGAAUGACUGGAUUGGUUUUAUUGAUCUGUUUAUUUUUUGCUGCUGCAGGUUUUUGUUUUGGUGGAUUUGGCACCACCUUGUGGUCGGUGAUUUUAAAAUGUAAAUAUUAAAAGUUUAGAUUUUUAACGUUAUAAGUUUUUAAAUGACGGACAAUGAAAUGAUGAACAUGUCAAGAAAUAUGACUCAUGUAGAAACAUCAGUGUCAAAAGUUUUAAUUUAAUUUUGUUGAUAAUUUCCUGUUCAUGUCGUUUUCAAACUCACUUCAAUUAUUAAUUAUUUUCUAAUAAACAAGAGAAAUAAAAGUUUUUAUUUGUUUGUGUCUGAAGGAAAACGUUGAAGACGAAUAAAACAAAAGUGAAUGAACAAGAUGAAAAAUACAUUUUAAUGAUCAAAUUCAAACUUUAAAUUGUGUUCUAGAAGGUCUGUUUCUUCAACUGCUGUUACCAUGGUAACCAUUAAUUAAAUGUAUUUUUUCAGUUUU